This is a messenger RNA of Osmia bicornis bicornis, 3839 nucleotides long. RefSeq lists its product as uncharacterized. The record is from RefSeq and is a predicted model, not a curated record. The transcript is spliced from 11 exons. Gene Ontology annotation, biological process: pyrimidine ribonucleotide biosynthetic process; sensory perception of smell; 'de novo' pyrimidine nucleobase biosynthetic process. Lineage: Eukaryota; Metazoa; Arthropoda; Insecta; Hymenoptera; Megachilidae. Gene Ontology annotation, cellular component: cytoplasm; mitochondrial inner membrane. Gene Ontology annotation, molecular function: dihydroorotate dehydrogenase activity; odorant binding; olfactory receptor activity. Bases 12 to 3716 code for a protein of 1234 amino acids.
GUGAAUAAAAUAUGAGUCGAAAAGCAGAAUGCUGCGACGAUCUGUUCGAACAUUUUGCAAGAAUGACGGCGUCGAAGAGGAAAGACUUUUCUUACGCGAUGACCCCGUUGAAGAUCCUGUCGUGGCCCGUGGGCACUUGGCCUCUUCAGGAUUACAACGCGUAUUCCUUCGCGCGUUUCAUCUUUACAAUCUUUCUCCUCCUCUUGAUGCUGAUCAUCGUGAACUUCGAAAUAUAUUUGGACGGGAGCGACGCCGAGAAGAACUUGGACGCUCUUACCGUGACCACCUGUGGCAUCCUGGCGAUGUCAAAAGUGAUGUAUUUCCGCUUUCGGUCGGACGGUCUUGUUCUGAACUUCACUUCCGCCCAGAAGGAUUACGACGAGCUGAAUAAAGAAGAGAAUCGAAAGAUUGUACGACGACACGCGUAUAUGGGAAGAGUAGCGUGUGCUAGCGUGAUAUUAUUUUCGUAUAUCAGUUCGUUGCUUAUAAUCGCGGUAUCCAUGUUGACCGACGACCAUGAAAACGUGGUUAACGUGACCCUAGAACAUACCUUGGAUUAUCCUAUACCAUCGGAACGCGUUUUAACUUUCUUCCAAUUUCCAGAUUGCUUGACUUUACCGAUUUUUGUGAUAGAAUUUCUCAUGUUGCUGAUCACCUGCACUGGAAACCUUGGUAGCGAUUCGCUGUUCUUCGCUAUUAGUUUCCAUCUGUGCGGUCAAGUGGAGAUACUAAAAACAGACUUUAGUAGAAUGCCUAAUAAAAAUAAGAAUCCCAAGGAGAAUUUUUAUUUGGCAAUUAACAGACACAGUUACCUAUUGGAAUUAGGAGAGAUGUUAAACGACACGAUCGGCUCGAUUUUGAUCGUACAAUUAUUCUCCAGUUCUGUGCUGAUUUGCAUAACCGGAUUUCAGUUUAUUCUUGCUCUGGAUGUCCAGAACAUCGCGGUAUUAGUGAAAUCGUUUGCCAUACUGAGUACAUUUAUGGCGCAAUUGUUUGCGUACAGUUACGUGGGUGAUUACUUAAAACGCCAAAUAGACAGCAUUGGAUAUUCUUUGUACAGCUGCAAUUGGUAUGAUUUUCCGAGAAAUGUAACGAAAGAUAUUAGUUUCGUCAUAAUGAAAGCUCAUCGUUCGUUUCAUCUAAUGGCUGGUAAAUUCUUCAUCGUCAAUAUGGAAACUUAUGCGAGUAUCUUAAAAACCUCCAUGUCCUAUCUAUCAGUUCUACGCGUUACGAUAAACUAUAUUAUUCCUGUUGCACAACUACUGAACCCCGAACUCGCGCACAAUAUUACCGUAAAGAUUUUAAAAUGGGGCCUUUUGCCUGGACAAAAAACAAAGGAUCCAAGCUCUCUUGCUAUCAACGUUUGGGGCCUGGGAUUCAAACAUCCAAUAGGUAUGGCAGCUGGUUUCGACAAGCAAGGAGAAGCUGUGGAGAAUUUGGACAAAAUAGGUUUUAGUUUUGUAGAGAUAGGAUCUGUUACACCAAAGCCUCAGCCUGGUAAUCCUCUACCUAGGAUAUUUAGAUUAGUAGAAGAUAAUGCGGUUGUCAAUAGGUAUGGCUUUAACAGCGAAGGUCAUGACUCUGUGUGGGAACGUCUGAAAAAGCUCAGGACUGAAGAAAACUACAAUGGUAUAAUUGGAAUCAAUUUGGGCAAGAACAAAACUUCUGAAGAUGCUGUACAAGACUACGUAGAUGGCAUCAAGAAGUUCGCAGAUGUGGCAGAUUAUUUUGUAAUCAAUGUAUCUAGUCCUAAUACUCCAGGAUUGAGAUCAUUGCAAAAUAAGAAGGACUUGGAACAUUUACUGACAAAAAUAAAUGAAGUUAGACAAUCUAUACAGAGUACUCAGCCAUUAUUACUGAAACUUGCUCCAGAUUUGUCUGAAUCUGAACGGGAAGAUAUCGCGAAUGUAAUACUAAAGACGAAGUCUAAAGUGGACGGCUUAAUACUAUGCAAUACUACAGUUACGCGAAACAAUUUAGUAAGCCAUCUCAAAAACGAAAGCGGAGGACUCAGUGGAGCUCCUCUUGCCAACAUGUCGACGGCGAUGAUUGCUGAUAUGUAUAAAAGAACGCGAGGCACUAUUCCGAUCAUUGGAGUCGGUGGAAUCUUCAGCGGAGAAGACGCUUAUAAUAAAAUCAAAGCUGGUGCAUCUUUGGUGCAAGUUUACACGUCGUUUACGUAUUUUGGACCACCGAUAAUAGGAAAAAUUAAACGAGAAUUGGAUGACGCGCUGAAACGAGAUGGCCUAACAUCCAUCAAGGAUGCAAUUGGGAAAGAUACUGGAAGCAAUCAAGAAAAGGGAAAUGCGUAUGGCAAUAAUAAUGGAUAUGAAUGUAUACAAUUGAAUUUCGAUCUCUUGAAUUUUCUUGGCAACACGCAGCUGACGAAGAAACGAAAGGGUGCUCGAUGGCAGAAAAAGAGCAAUAAGAUCAACAGACUAUUUCUCGAGCUGUUCGAACAUUUUACAAGAAUGAAGACAACGAAGAACGAGGAUUUUGCUUACGCGAUGGUACCGUUCAAAAUUCUAUCAUGGCCUGUGGGCACUUGGCCGCUCCAGACUUACAACCGGUUCGCCUUUAUACGUUUCAUCGUAACAAUCGGUAUCUUGUUAUUAAUGCAGCUGACACUCAACUCGGAAGUGUGUUUAAACCCGAGCAACGCUGAAACAAAUCUUGAUGCCCUGAUGUUAAUCGUCUGCGGGAAUUUAGCGCUAUCAAAAGUGAUGAGUUUCCGUGUUCAUUCGGCGAAACUGAUUUUCAAUUUCAUGUCGGCUGUGAAGGAUUACGACGAGCUAAACGAGGAAAAGAAACGAAUGAUAAUGCGACGGCACGCUUACAUGGGCAGAGUGACGUUUGUUUGCGUUGUGCUAUUCGGCAAUGUUUGCGCUGCAAUCCUCACCGCUGUGCCUGUAUUGUUAAAAGACAAUCAGGACAUCAAUGUGACUGUUGAAGACGCAUUACAAUUUCCUGUUCCUUCUGAACAAAUUGUAUUGUUGUUGAAAAUACCAGAGAAUCUUUACUUUCUGGUCUUUCUUGUGGAGUACACGAUGUUGCUGUUCACCAUCGCAGGGAACCUUGGUAAUGAUUUAAAUCGUAGAAUGUCGGAAGAAAUUGCCGUAGAGAAAAUAAUCUUGCAAUUGAUUAGCAGCGAUUUAUUGUUUUUUGGGAUCGUCUUUCACCUGUGCGGUCAAACGGAGAUACUUAAAAUGCAGUUUAACAGGUUGGUUAACGAUAAUGGUAAAACUACAGAGAGUUUCCGUUCAUUGAUCGAAAGGCAUGGUUAUCUACUGAAAUUGAGCAAGAUGCUGAACGACACGAUCAGCUCGGUUUUGGUUAUACAAUUGUUAGCCAGCUGUGUGUUGAUUUGUACAUGCGGAUUUCAGUUCAUUAUCGCUUUGAACACCAGGAAUGCCGUGAUGGUGGUGAAAGCUUUCGUCACACUAGCCACUUUGAUGAUCCAAUUGUUCUCGUACAGUUACGUGGGUAAUUACUUGAAGUCGCAAAUGGAUGGCAUCGGGUAUUCCUUGUACAGCUGCAGCUGGUACGGCCUUCCGACAAACAUAGCCAAGAACAUUAUUUUUGUCAUAAAAAAAGCUCAGGUCCCGGUUUACCUAACGGCUGGGAAGUUCUUCGUAAUCAAUUUGGAAACUUACAUGAGCAUUUUAAAGACAUCGAUGUCGUACCUUUCGGUUCUUCGCGUAAUGAUAAACACUUGACUCUUCUGUAUUAACUAUCGUACGUCUAGUUUAGAAGUAACUCGAUUGAAGAAAAUACUUGAUAGAUAAUACAUAAACUUAGGGGUUUAUAUAUAGUUUAAUAAAGCAAGUGUUAUACAGUCA